GUUUCUGUUUCUCUUUAGAUCAAUGUUCGAGUGACGACGAUGGACGCGGAGCUGGAGUUCGCCAUCCUGCCCAGCACCACCGGAAAACAGCUGUUUGACCAGAUCGUGAAGACCAUCGGCCUGAGGGAGACCUGGUUCUUCGGUCUGCAGUAUCAGGACAGUAAGGGCUUCGCCACCUGGCUCAAACUCAACAAGAGGGUGACGGCGCAGGACGUGCGGCGGGACAAUCCUCUGCUCAUUAAGUUCCGUGCUAAGUUCUACCCUGAGGACGUGUCGGAGGAGCUGAUCCAGGAGGCCACACAGAGACUUUUCUUUUUACAGGUCAAAGAGUGUAUCCUAAACGAUGACAUGUACUGCCCCCCUGAGACCGCCGUGCUGCUCGCCUCAUACGCCGUGCAGGUCAAACACGGGGACUACAGGAAGGAUUACCACAUCCCUGGAUAUCUGGGUCGGGAAAAGCUCUUACCUCAGAGGGUUUUGGAGCAGCACAAGUUGAAUAAGAAUCAGUGGGAGGAGAGGAUCCAGGUGUGGCACCAAGAGCACAAGGGAAUGCUGCGGGAGGACGCCAUGUUGGAGUACCUCAAAAUCGCCCAGGACCUGGAGAUGUACGGAGUGAAUUAUUUUAGCAUCAAGAACAAAAAAGGCUCCGAGCUGUGGCUGGGAGUGGACGCUCUGGGGCUGAACAUCUACGACAAGAACGACAAGAUGACUCCAAAAAUCGGCUUCCCCUGGAGUGAAAUAAGGAACAUUUCAUUCAACGAUAAGAAGUUUGUCAUCAAACCGAUCGACAAGAAGUCACCGGACUUUGUGUUCUAUGUUCCUCGUCUUCGCAUAAACAAACGGAUCCUGGCUCUGUGUAUGGGGAACCACGAGUUGUACAUGCGGCGCCGUAAACCCGACAGCAUCGAGGUCCAGCAGAUGAAGGCCCAGGCCCGCGAGGACAAGAGCAAGAGGCAGAUGGAGCGGGCUCUGCUCGAGAGUGAGAAGAAAAAGCGCGAAAAAGCGGAGAAGGAAACAGAGACGAUGGCCCGAGAGACGAUGGAGCUGAUGGAGCGACUGAGACAGAUCGAGGAGCAGACAAAGAGAGCGCAGGACGAGCUGGAGGAGCAGACUCGUCGUGCUCUGGAGCUGGAGAAAGAGUGCACCACGGCCCAAGAAGAAGCUGAGCGUUUGGACCAAGAUCGAAGAGACGCCGUCGAGGCCAAGGCCGCUCUGCUCCACCAAUCAGAGACUCAGAUCAGGAACCAGGACUGUCUGGCCACGGAGCUGGCAGAGCUCACUUCUAAGAUUUCGCAGCUGGAAGACGCCAAGAAGAGAAAGGAUGAGGAAGCGAAGAAAUGGCAGAAGAGGGCGUUUAUGGCUGAGAACGACCUGGAGCGAACCAAAGAGGAGCUGAAGUCCAAACUGAUGGGCGUGAACAUCCAGGACAUGUCUGUGCACGCUCACACGCACGCUCACAUGCACACUCACAUGCACGAACACGACGAGACGGACGAGACCAGCGCCGAGGCGAGCGCGGAGCUCACCGUCCCCGGGAUGGUCUGUGACCGGAGCGAAGAGGAGAGAACGACGGAGGCCCAGAAGAACCAGAGGCUCCAGAAGAACCUCAAGGCCCUCAGUUUCGAUCUGGCUGAAGCUGUGGAUGAGACCAAGAAGACGCCUCUGGACCUGAUCCACGCCGAAAAUGUGAAGGCGGGACGGGACAAAUACAAAACCUUACGCCAGAUACGCCAAGGCAACACCAAACAGCGCAUCGACGAGUUUGAGUCCAUGUGAAAAUAUGUGCAGAAAUCAGUCUGAAGCAUGUGAAACUGAAAUCAGUCUGAAGCAUGUGAAACUGAAAUCAGUCUGAAGCAUGUGAAACUGAAAUCAGUCUGAAGCAUGUGAAACUGAAAUCAGUCUGAAUCGUGUAAAACUCU
Messenger RNA from Periophthalmus magnuspinnatus, 1919 nucleotides. Its product is annotated as moesin-like. The record is from RefSeq and is a predicted model, not a curated record. Gene Ontology annotation, molecular function: cell adhesion molecule binding; actin binding. Gene Ontology annotation, biological process: regulation of cell shape; positive regulation of protein localization to early endosome; regulation of organelle assembly. The coding region runs from base 40 to 1776 and encodes 578 amino acids. The transcript has 13 exons. Gene Ontology annotation, cellular component: cytoskeleton; apical part of cell; plasma membrane. Lineage: Eukaryota; Metazoa; Chordata; Actinopteri; Gobiiformes; Gobiidae.